Molecule: messenger RNA, 1027 nt
Organism: Cucurbita pepo subsp. pepo (vegetable marrow)
Lineage: Eukaryota; Viridiplantae; Streptophyta; Magnoliopsida; Cucurbitales; Cucurbitaceae
Gene: NDHU
Product: Chaperone DnaJ-domain superfamily protein
Cellular component (GO): chloroplast; NAD(P)H dehydrogenase complex (plastoquinone); chloroplast thylakoid membrane
Source: RefSeq, a predicted model, not a curated record
AAUAAUUGGUCCCAUAAAUCUAUAUGCUCAUAAGAAUGCAAAUAUGUUUGCGAUAGCAUUCGUUUGGUGGAAAAACAUCCUCUUAUCUCUCAGGCGAAGCAACAACACCAAACCGUCACCGGAAGAGCGAUAAGAACCAGUAUCGUCAUGGCGGCGGCAGCAGCAGUACCGUCCACUACUUCCACCACCGCCGUCCACAUUCGCCGAAGCAACUUCCUCUCUCCGACCUCAAAAACCACCGCUAUAUUCUUCAACUACAUCACUUCACUCCCAAAGCCGCUCAAAUUCAGCAUCAGAAACUCCAACGACUCAUCGGCGGAGACUGUCACAACGGAUACGGCAAGUGAGCCGGAGCCUGAAAGCUCACUCAAAGCCUCCGAUGGAUCGUCAUCUCUGAUUUCGGCUCUCAACGUCGAACGAGCCCUCCGUGGAAUUCCAAUUACAGACGUGAAUCACUACGGAAGACUCGGACUCCGAAGAGGAUGUCCAUAUGAUCAGGUUCCGAUUGCGUACAACAUCAAAGUUGAAGAACUAAAGAGCCAAGGAUUAGAGGAAGAAGAACUCAACCAAAAACUCGAACUCCUAAAAGAAUCUUACACGAUAUUGUCAUCUGUUGAAGAGAGAAGAAUGUACGAUUGGAGCUUGUCCAGAAUCGGAGAACCAGAAAAAUAUACGUGGCCGUUCGAGGCCGAUAUAACUCAGAUUCAAACUCAAUUGCCGCCGCCGAAGGAACCGGAAGACGAAGGACCGACGAGAUUGGUGGGUUACUUCUUCUUAGGGUGGUUCGUUCUGUCCGUCGUGUUAUCUAUUGCUCUGAAUUUGUAGAUUCGCCAUUAACGGUAUCUGUAUAAACACAAGAACGGAAACCCCGCCAGUGAUUUGAACUGUAGGAACUCGGAUCUUGGGCCCAUUAUAAUAUUGGGCCUUCUUAACUGUAAGUUGAGCCCAAAUUUAUAGCCCAUAAAGUUGUGUCUAUUCGUAGGCCCGUUGGAAAAAAAUGACUUUAUAUGAAUAGUUUCAAAUUUCA